ACAUACGUUCUAUCUCGCACAGAUCGAAAAAGCGCUGAGGGAAAGCAACGAAAGAAAAUUUGCUAUUGUGUUUUUGUUUAACGGACGCGACGAAGUAAAGAAGCUGACGGUAUCAUUUGCAGUUUGAGUUUAGGUGUUGCAUUUUGUGCAAUUUAUCGUUUUGAAUUAUCACUUAAUGUCGUGCGUUUGCGAGGAAACUGAGAAUACCCUGUAACUUAUUUUAUAUUUGUACUUUUUGGUUGAGUGUUAUUUUGCGUCGACACAAUGGAAGAGGAUACUGAAUAUAAGAAGCUACCAAUUGAUGAGCGCUGUGUGCAUAAACUAUGGAAAGCUCGCGUCGAUGGGUAUGAGGAGGCUGUUAAGCUAUUUCGAACAAUCGAUGACGAAAAGUCGCCAGAAUGGAACAAAUAUUUAGGACUAUUGAAGAAGUUUGUCGUCGACAGUAAUGCUGUGGCACAGGAGAAAGGUUUGGAGGCGACACUGGUGUUUGUCGAAAACAGCGGCAAUGCAGGAAAAACAGUUGGAGAAGUUAUGGGUGGUAUCAUCACUAAAUGCGUCGGUGCGCCGAAAGCUAAAACUAAGGAUUUAGCACUGCAAAUCACACUGAUGUAUGUCGAAAUCGAGAAGCAUGAUAUGGUAUUGGAGGAACUGUUGAAAGGGACAGAGCAAAAGAAUCCGAAAAUUGUAGCAGCAUGCGUUGUGGCGAUUACGCAGGCUUUGAGGGAAUUUGGCAACAAGGUGAUAAGCAUAAAACCUAUCGUAAAAAAGCUACCUGCGCUGUUGAGUGAUCGCGACAAAUCUGUACGGGAUGAGUCUAAAUCGUUGACGAUCGAAAUCUAUCGAUGGAUAGGAGCUGCCUUCAAAUCACAAAUCGCUUCUUUACCGGCCGUUCUUCUCACUGAGUUGGAAGCGGAGUUUGAGAAAGUUAGUAGCGAGAAAGCUGUUCCAACGCGUUACUUACGGUCGCAACAGGAAAAACAAAUGUUGGCAGCGGUGGCGGCCAGUAGUAGUGGUGACGUGGAAGAUGGUGGUGAGGACGAGGAACCUGAUGAAGCCGAGGAAGUCGAUCCAAUGGAUCUUAUCGACCCAGUCGAUAUACUAUCCAAACUACCAAAAGACUUUUAUGAGAAGUUGGAAGCCAAAAAGUGGCAAGAAAGAAAAGAAUCACUUGAGGCUCUCGAGACUUUGUUGCAAAAUCCUAAAUUAACUCCUGGAGAUUACGGCGAUAUAGUGCGGGCGCUUAAGAAAGUCAUUUCCAAGGAUACUAAUGUAGUUCUCGUUGCACUGGGUGGUAAAUGUCUCGCAAUGCUCGCAAAAGGAAUCGCAAAGAAAUUCAACCCGUAUGCAGGGGCAUGCGUUCCAGCCAUUUUGGAAAAAUUCAAGGAAAAGAAAGUGAACGUGGUUACUGCACUUAGAGAUGCUAUCGACGCUAUUUAUCCUUCUACUUCAUUGGAAGCCAUACAAGAGGAUAUUCUCGAAGCUCUGGGAAACAAAAAUCCUAAUGUUAAAAUGGAAACCGCUUCAUUCCUCGCACGAGCAUUCACAAAGACAUUGCCGACAAUUCUCAACAAAAAGUUACUUAAAGCGAUCGUGACAGCAUUGCUCAAGACACUGAAUGAGCCUGAUCCAGCUGUUCGGGAUGCUGCAGCCGAAGCCAUUGGCACUGCAAUGAAGCUUGUUGGCGAGAAAGCCACUGCGCCAUACUUAACGGAAGUUGAUGCCCUAAAGCAAGCCAAGAUCAAGGAAUGUUGUGAGAAAGCAGUGAUCGCGAUAAAAAUACCUGGGCCGAAAAAAGAACGUCCCGCAACGGCACCUCCUAAAACGGGUGCGCUAACAACGUCUACGGGUGCCGUUAAAAAAGGAGGAUCUACAGAACCGAAACCGGUGGCACGGCCCGCCACGGCCGGGGUAAAGAAAUCGACGACUCAAAAGAAAGUGGCGGGCGGAGGAGGUGCCAAUACUGGGAUGGGUAUCACGAAAUCAGCAAGUGCUACGAAAGUUCUUCCCACAGAACGAGAUAUGUCACAGGAAGAGAUAGACGAGAAAGCAGCAGAAAUUCUGGCAGCGGACAUUGUCCAAGGUUUGGUAGACUCAAAUUGGAAAACUCGAUUGGCUGCAAUGGAAUCACUUUCGGGUGAAAUUGCAAAUUUAGACCCUAAAUGUGGACAUUCACAAGUGAUCUUGAGGUUCAUCGCAAAAAAGCCGGGUUUGAAAGAUACUAAUUUCCAAGUGAUGAAGCUUAAGUUGGAGAAUGUUAGAGCGACAAUUGAGAAGCUCGGUAUCACAAUAACUACGGCCGAUUAUAUUAUCAAUGAUAUUACUGAAAAACUUGGUGAUGCAAAAAAUAGUGGACCGGCAGGACAGGCUUUGACGGCCAUGGCCGAAGGAAUUAAGCUGGAAUAUGUGGUAUCCAAGGUUAUGGAGUUUGCUUUUGAACAGAAAUCACCCAAAGUGCAGCAAGAAGCUCUCACCUGGGUUAAUAAUGCGAUAAAAGAGUUUGGGUUCCAGGUAAAUCCGAAACUUUUACUUGAAGAUUCUAGAAAAGCCGUACAAAGUAUAAAUCCGGCAGUGAGAGCCGCAGGUAUUGCGCUACUGGGAACGAUGUAUUUGUUCAUGGGCAAUUCAUUAGCAAUGUUUUUUGAGAAUGAAAAACCAGCUUUGAAGCAACAGAUUCAGUCGGAAUUUGAUAAAUGUGCUGGUCAGAAGCCACCUGUUUCAAUUAGAGGUUUAUCUAAGUGUCCCAGCAAGGCUUCGGUCGAUGAUAAUCUUGAAGAUGAUGGCGAAGUUAAUGAUCAGCCGGCUGUUAAUUUAGCUGAUCUUCUUCCACGGGUGGAUAUUUCACCUCAGAUAACUGAAUCGCUCCUGUCCGAGUUGUCUGAUAAGAAUUGGAAGACGAGAAAUGAAGGCCUAGAGAAAUUGAGGACUAUUCUCAGUGAAGCAAAGUUGAUUAAAUCAAAUCUUGGUGAUCUACCACAAAUUUUAGCACAGAGACUAGUGGACAGUAAUGCGAAAAUAGCACAGACAACUGUGGAAAUCUGUCAGCAGAUUGCAACAGCAAUGGGACCUCCCUGCAAGCAAUAUGUUCGCACCUUUUUCCCUGGAUUCUUGAAAGGUCUUGGUGACAGUAAAGCAUUUAUCAGGAAUGCUUGUAUUUCAUGUAUCAACAUAUGGGGUGAUCAAGCAGGAUACAAGGAGUUCUUCGAGAGCGAAAUGAUUGCUGAUGCGCUUAAAACCGGAAGUCCAGCAUUGAAAACUGAGUUGUGGGGAUGGUUAGCGGAAAAAUUACCGUCUGUUCCGGCCAAAAGUAUUCAAAAAGAUGAACUAGCAGCAAUGCUCCCCCAUCUGUAUGCUAAUAUCUGUGAUAGGAAUGCGGAUGUGCGCAAGAAUGCUAAUGAUGCUGUUCUUGGUAUAAUGAUUCAUCUUGGUUACGAUGCGAUGAUGAAGGCCCUUGACAAACAGAAACCUACGUCCAAGAAGGAUAUUCAGGCAGCUUUGGAUAAGGCUCGACCGAAUUUACCCGUGAAACCCCUACCAAAAAAUAAACAACAAGCUCCAAUUAUCGAAGAACCGAAAGUGGUUCGCUCGGGAUCGGCUAAAACCCAAAAAACUACUCUUGGCGCUGCCGCCAAGACAAAUGCUCCAGCCACUUCCAGGAAAAAAGAAGAGGAAGUAGAUACUUCUCCUCUGCUAGCAAUCAACAACAUGAAAAGCCAGCGACUGCUGGAUGAACAGAAACUCAAAGUUCUGAAGUGGACUUUUACCACCCCGAGAGAAGAAUUCACCGAUCUACUCAAGGAACAAAUGUCGUCGGCUAAUGUUAACAAAGGGCUAAUAGCUAAUAUGUUCCACGACGAUUUCCGGUAUCAUCUGAAGGUGAUCGAGGCAUUGGUAGAGGAUUUACCCAAAAACGACAAAGGACUGAUUUGCAAUUUAGACUUGAUCAUGAAGUGGCUUUCCCUAAGAUUUUACGAUACCAACCCUUCUGUACUGCUAAAAGGUUUGGAUUACUUGAAUCUGGUAUUCCAGAUGCUAAUUGAGAAGCUGUAUGUGUUGGCCGAAAAUGAAGGCAGCUCAUUCAUUCCUCAUUUGUUGACUAAGAUAGGAGAUCCCAAGGAUGUUGUUCGCAAUGGGGUUCGUACACUGUUGAGACAGAUUUGUUUGAUUUAUCCCUUUGCUAAGGUGUUCGUAUUUGUGAUGGAUGCUUUGAAAUCGAAGAAUGCACGACAACGUGCGGAAUGUUUGGAUGAGUUAGGAUUUUUAAUUGAAACAUACGGUUUAACCGUUUGUCAACCAACGCAGCAGGCUGCACUCAAAGAGAUUGCAAAGCACAUUUCAGACAGAGAUAAUUCUGUUCGUAAUGCUGCGCUGAAUGCUGUCGUUCAAGCUUACUUCCUUGCCGGAGAAAAGGUAUACAAAUUGAUUGGCCAAUUAUCGGAGAAGGACCUCUCGAUGUUGGAUGAGCGAAUAAAACGGUCUAAAAAAACUACAGUAAAGAAGCCCACGAAUACCAUCGACAUUGUAAAGGUACCGUCAACGGCAGAAGUUACUCCCGAAAUUGAGCCCACAGAAGAGGAAGAGGAAUCAGUACCCAUGGAGCCUCAACCCGAACCGAUCGCCGCGCGUAAACGUAGAUCUGUUGUGUUUAACAAUACCAUCAAAAUCAAUAACGUAUCUGAAAGGGUGAAUGAAGAAAUAGCAGAUGAGAAUGGCGAUUGUGGAAACACACAAAAAACAGAAGAUCAAAUAGCUCCUGCUGUGCUGAAACCGCCGGAAGAAAGUCAUCCUAAAGUCAGUGGCCCAUUCAAGUUGGACGAAAAUGUGAUUGCCGAUAUUGAGUGUAAUUGGGUCAAGGCUGAUCAGCACCGCAAACUGGACUUGCCAAAUAUUGAUGUUGCAUUCAUCUAUGAAUCAAUCAAGGUGAUUCCAGUGCAUGGUGUAGCAUACCCGGAUGAUAAGUUUCAGCAAUUGCUAGCACGUACGUUACAUCGGCCAAUGAGUAGUACACACACGCGAGACUAUGCGAUGAGUCCACCGUCGCAUCUGCGUUCUCCGGCAUAUGGUGGAGUGAAUAAGCCAAAACCAACUGCAAAUUUAGCCGAUGCGUUACCUCCUAAAUUGGAUCCGAAUCUUUUGCGUAUUAUCCGAGGUAUAGGAAGCGCUGAUGUUUACACUGCUCAUGCAGCUAUCAAUGAAUUGUCGGAUAUUCUCGAGUCCCAGGAAAAGCAAGCAGUUUUACGGGAAUAUGAGGAAAUUUAUAUCCAAAGUAUUCUACAACAGUUCAAGUAUCUACAACAAAAACCGUUAUCAGAAUCGCUUGCUAUGUAUCAACCGCUGUUGCAUAGUAUAUAUUCCUUUUUUGCGUCUAAGACACUAGGUAAAAAUCUUUCGGUGAACACAAUUAAGAGCAUCAUAGCCGUACUGCUGGGUCUAAUGGCGGACAAUAAACUCGGGGGAAACACUGAUGACGCACAGUUCACCAAAGUCGUUAAUGGAAUUUGUCUUAAGAUACUUGAUCGAACUAACUUUACGAAUCUUAACUGUGCAUUAAUCCGAUUGCUGAAGGAGUCUUGCCAGACAAGUUGCUUGCCGAAAUUCACUGAUUUAUUGAUGAAAUGCAUUUGGAGAAAUGUCAAGGUUAUUCCCGAGCGUCUUCCUGAAUUGGACUAUGACGCUGUUUUACUGGAAGUGCACCAAUUCAUGCUGGCUUUACCGAGUGUAUGGUGGCAGCAGCGACCGUCGGAUACCCCUCUUCGAACGGUUAAAACAAUCAUCCACAAUAUGACCAAAAUAAAGGGCAAAGCAAUUAUGAACCAUGUGAAUAAAAUUCCAAAUCAUUCUGAGCUAAACUCAUACAUCUUGCGAAUAUUGAAAAACCUUAAUAAGGAAUCCUCGGCGUGUGCGGCCAAUCAGCAUGCAUCCGCAGUUAUGAACUCAAACAGUGAAAACAAUAAUACUCAACAUCGAACGGGUAGCCGGCCUGCACACGAAACACACGAAGAAGUGUCCAACAUUUUUAAGCUUAUUUCAAAUACGGAAUCAAGCCAGGAGGGACUGGCGAAACUGCAUGAGUUCAAGUCUAAAAAUCCCGAAGUUGACAUCCUUCCAUUCCUGAAAGGUGCUAGCGUCAGUUUUCAGAAAUACAUAUUAGACGGAUUAGCGGAGCUAGAUGCUUCCAAACCGACAGCAGGCGAAAGUGAUAAAAAGGCAUUGGGUGGUAAUCGUGUAACACAUUCAACCACAAAUCCUGAAUAUUGGAUGGAACGUUUGAACUCUAUGAUGACAAAAACAAACAAUCCAUUGACACAUCAAAAUAACGCAAACAACAGUCAGUAUUCGGACAACAAGAUUACAGACGAGAACCUCAAUCUCAACCAGUUGCAACCAAAAGUAAAUCUACUGCGGAAGGAAACAGGCGGUGUCUUGGGUUCCGGAUUAGCUCCAGCGCCUGCCCUGGGCAGUGGCGGAAAUACGUAUUCCUCUAAUAUUCCUCUCCAUCGGCGAGAGCUGCUGGCACAGAAACUAGAGCAGAUCAAACAACAAAAGUAAACUAAUUAAUAAACCGAAUUGAUCUCGGGUUUUUGACUCUCAACACAAUAACCGAAAUUACGUCUGAAAGUAGCAAUCGUUAAGGCACUCUCUGAAUACAGGUCAUAAAUGUUUUUAUAAGAGUCGGUUUCGAAUAUAAACUAAUAAUUUUUUUUAGCCAAUUGUUCUAACAGAAACAGGAAUAAUAUUUCGAAUCGGUCCAUUCUGGCUUUUAAUUUCAAGUGGCACACAUUGAAAACAAAUCUUCGAUUUAUGUUUUUCACAAUAUUUUGUAUGUUCUACAAGCGUUGUUUUAUAAACCGAGACAUCUGGAAAUGUUUAAAACGAUAACAUGGGUUGUUAUCUCUCAAUUUGCCUUUUAUUUCUCGUUCUACAAUGUGUGUUUAGUGUGAGGCCUAUUUUUAUUUAUAUUUUUUUUGUUUAACAACCCUACAAAACAUACAAAACAAUAGCGUGAUAGUAACUAUAUCCUUACAAUUUCAAUAAUUAUAAACAAAGCCAAAAUUCCAACCCUGACAUAUAGUCUCCGCUAAAAUCCACUAAAACAGUAAUCUAUAAAUAAUAAAACGCAAGGCAUGAUAUCAAUACUUCUGGCUGUUUUAUGGAAAUAAAUUAUCAAUAAGUUGUGAUUUUCGCACUAAAUGUUAUUCAUAAGUCGCAGUUAUUGUUCAAAUUCAACUACGUUUAGACUGACAUAAAAACAUACCAUUUUGAAUAGUGUUAUUUUUGCGGUUACACAUUACAAAUUAUAACAACAAAAAACCUUUCAGUAUAACUCGAAUCUCUAUUAUUUAAUUUUGACACUCGAACAUGUUACAGUUUUUUUUCAAUCGUAUACAUUUGUUGUUAUUCCCGUUGAUAAUAAAUAUCACUCAUGUAUAUGCACGGUUAUUAAUUUUGUUGAAAUGAUGCGAAUGCUCUUAACUCUAGUGCUUCUAGAAUCUUUUUUUGAUGCUAUUACUUAUCUAAACAAGUUAAUCUUAUUACCACACGGCGCUUAUCAAAAUCAUUAAAACCGGAAUGGCGUUCGCCAUAACUCGAAUACCGUCAUAGACUGUAGUGUAACCCAGAGUCCUUUGAGCUACUUGUUCAAAUUGUAUGGCUAUUGAUGUGGAUAUCGAGGAGUGCUCAUCCUACUGAUGUUCUCAAUUUUUCGGACAUUUUCGAUUCCAUAAACAGACAAAUAGAAUGUAAACGUAAACAGAUCAAAAUAUAUAUAUUUAUUAUUGCAGAACAUUCAUGUUGAAUUGUAAACUAAUUUGGUAAUGAAAUGUAAUGAAAGCUGUACUAAUAUCACGAA
Molecule: messenger RNA, 7846 nt
Organism: Toxorhynchites rutilus septentrionalis
Lineage: Eukaryota; Metazoa; Arthropoda; Insecta; Diptera; Culicidae
Gene: msps
Product: protein mini spindles
Exons: 16
Coding region: 265-6546 (2093 amino acids)
Biological process (GO): centrosome duplication; mitotic spindle organization; microtubule polymerization
Cellular component (GO): centrosome; microtubule plus-end; kinetochore
Molecular function (GO): microtubule plus-end binding; microtubule plus end polymerase activity
Source: RefSeq, a predicted model, not a curated record